CCUGACGAGCUUAUCUUUCCGUUCUGUGCGGACGACUGCUGCCCUGGUCCCGCUGACGCAAACAAAGCAAACUUCACACCAACACACUCCGCCAACGACCUGACAGACAAGCAAACUCCAAUGGACAAGCAAACUUCAGGUUCCCAGGCCGUCGUAAAGGCCCUCAAGGGGCAGACCCUUCACGUCCCGAAUCUCUAUGACAUCUUCAAAGGAUGGCCAGUUAAAAAGACCAACCCUCACUAUAAGCGCAUGAUUCCCAUCGUCGAGGAAGCGUUUGACCGGCUCAUCAAGUCGCCCCCUCUCCGUGAGAAAUACCGGGAGGCCAACUACGCCAGAUUCGUCAGCUUGUAUUACCCUCACCCAGAUUGGGAACAGGUCCAGACGCUGGCGCUAUACAUCAUCUGGCUCUUCUGCUGGGACGAUGCGAUCGACCAACAGGGCAGCGACGACCUGAGUAACGAUCUUCUUCGCGCCAAGACUCGUCACGACGAUACGAUAGUAGUGCUAGAAUAUGUGCUCAAUAUUGGCUUUGAUGAUGGCUCAGCUAUACAGUAUGAUCACGCCAAUACUGAGCUGAAGGAGAUUGGAGCCCAGUUACGGAAAGCGUACACCCCAAAAGAGCAGAGACAGACCUUCAUGACUCAGAUGAAGCGAUACAUCAAUAACUGCCACAAAGAGCAGGCUAUGCGUCUUCGGGGCGACUUGCCCGACCUUCAGGCGUACUCAGAGCUCCGUCAUGGAACGGCCGCAGUGUGGACGCUUUGCGCACUCAUCGAAUAUGGUUUGGGAGAGAACAUGCCAGAGCACAUUCGUUACAUGAAAGAGAUCCAGACUAUCUGGGAGGAGACGAGCAGAGGCAUCUGGAUUACCAACGACAUACUUUCUCUCAAGAAAGAGAUUCCCCGUGAUGCCGCCAAGGCAGAGAGCGUCGUGAACGCCGUGCCCAUCCUCAUGGGUGAAGGCAAAUCGCUCCAGCAGGCUGUCGACGCCCUGCUCACUGAGCUCCAGAACUCUGUCGCCAUCUUUGAGCUUGCCGCCUCGGUCCUCGAGGAAGCCGCUGGAGAGAAGAAUCAGGCGAUAAUCAGAAAAUACUGCGAUGCGUGCCGCUGCAUGGUGACCGGAUCAGUCCAGUUCACUCUUGAGUCGACCAGAUAUAAGCUGGCGGGCUGCAUGAACAGGGAUGGAUCGUUGGAUAUCCUGCUUUGAGGAUACGGUGAAGGAUAAGAUCCGGAAAAUGACUCAAGAGACUAGAUCGAGACUGCUUUGGGGCUGCUUUGGGAUGUUGGGCCAGAUACCCUGCUUUGCUGAUUUGCAGAUUGCGGUCUCUAGCUGACUAGAUUCCUAUACUCGCUGUCACUAG
This is a messenger RNA of Colletotrichum godetiae, 1360 nucleotides long. Its product is annotated as isoprenoid synthase domain-containing protein. The record is from RefSeq and is a predicted model, not a curated record. The transcript has 8 exons. The coding region runs from base 121 to 1206 and encodes 361 amino acids. NCBI's taxonomy places the organism in Eukaryota, Fungi, Ascomycota, Sordariomycetes, Glomerellales, Glomerellaceae.